UUUGUAAGUGUGCAAUUUCUCAACUUUAAGAAUUUGAAAAUUUCCAUAAAUUUCAUAUUACGAUACUGCUAUCGCUGUAUGGUGAACGCACAAACGCAGUAGUUACAGACUGACCCAUUAAACUUGCGUCGUAAAAAUCGACGCGGAGUGAUACGCUGGUGCAGACCGACCUGUUAUAAGUUGUAAAUGCUGGGUUACCAACUGUACAAUGGCGACUGCCGGCAGUGAAAGUAGGAGCGGGUUUUAAAAGACGGGAAGGGUGAAGAACACCAUACCCUUCCCCCAAGGUACGACCAUAGGUAACUAGCGGAAUUGUCCGACUGUUGAUUUGACAGGUUUUGGAGGGUUGUUGUGGGCCAAGGGCAGAGCCAGAAGAAGUAGUUUGGACCGGUGGCGAGACAAAUCAUCUCGUUCGUGGAGACGUGAUCUUUCACAUAUUCACCGCAACUACGCAAUUUCGUCAUCCAGGGAAACUCAUAGCAGUUAGUUGCGCCAAAUAAAAGGAAACUUGCUCAAUCAACGGGAUGAAGGCAUGAAUUGGAUAUCGUCUAACGGACUACGGCUUAAUGUGUUGUGAUUUUACGGGAUUAUUUCGUGCAGGACUUCUAGAACUUUGUAUCACAUGAACUGUGGAUCUCAUUUAAAUAAUUUAAUGUGUCGAACGUAGAAGAAACUUACUCGUGACACAUUGACAGAAAACAUGUUCGAUCGGGAACUUUGAGAAUUUCCUUCACAGGAGUGUAUGAUAUUCACGUCUUUCAUUUUUUAUUCGAUGCAAAAUAGUUGGAAGGUGCUCUUGACAUUUUUAUCCAAGAACGUGUAAAAGGACGUCGUUUCGCCAUAGGCAGCUGUUAUCAUUCUCAUAAAUAUACAUGUUUGUAAUUUCUGGAAACUUCCGGUAGAACGUUACACAACAUCGGACCAUUUCGCCAUUUCCUCGUCCUAUUUGACAAAACAUUCAGGCGAUCUUGCUGUGCUUAGUCAUUAUUCUUCAGUUUCAUCACCAUCUGUCAUUUCUUUUGACGCGUGUAUGAGUGAAGAGGAAAUGAUUCUUUGAAGUGCUUUAUUACGGACCCCCUUGUUUUACACAGCGUCCUUUCUGUUUCGGAAUCCGCGGGGAUUUUUUGUAUUUAGUACAGUUUAUAUUAUUCGAUUGGGGACCCCCUAGUCCGGUUAAUUCACGGGACUUACUGUUGACUUAUUUUGUAUUUUCUCUUUAUGAGCUCUACACGUCCACGGCCCAGACUGGUUAUAAACCAUAAUGGGCCAAGGAAAAACUUUUGCGAGUUUGAUCCUGGAUCACCUAAUGUUGGGAACUUGAGUCCAGAUCUUCAGCCUAGUUCACCACCAGAAUAUAUUCCACAGCAGCAUCCUCACGUAUGUCAGAUAGGGAAAUAUUUCCUUAUUAACCAUACAGAUGGAAACAGUACAUUUAAGGCAAUAAACAGAGAAAACGGAGAGGAGUUCAAAUGCAAGGUCUUCCCAAUAGAAAAAUACCGAGAGUGCUUGGGUGCAUUUUGGCAGGUGGACGGAAACGAACAUAUCAGUCGUAUCUCUGAGAUUAUCUUAGGGGAGACGAAAGCUUACGUUCUGUUUGAGAGGAGCCAUGGGGACUUGCAUAGCUACGUCCGACAGAAAAAACGCUAAGAGAGGAGGAGGCCCAGUCGUUUGUUUCGACAGGUGGUGGCGGCUGUUGCACAUUGUCACGAGAACGGCAUUGUGCUGAGGGAUCUUAAGCUGAGGAAGUUUGUUUUCCAAGAUGCCGACAAGAAACGCCUGCGAUUGGAGGGUUUAGAAGAUGCUUACGUUUGUGACAGCGAUGACGACAGGCUAAAGGACAAACACGGCUGCCCGGCUUACGUCAGUCCUGAGAUUCUGGAUCCAGCACAGAGCUAUUCGGGCAAAGCUGCCGACAUUUGGAGUCUUGGAGUCAUGCUGUAUACCAUGUUAAUCGGACGUUAUCCCUUUCACCGACACGGAGCCAAGCGCUCUUUUUAGCAAAUCCGCCGAGGCCAGUUCACUGUCCCGGAUAUAUUGUCCACGAGGGCCAAGUGCCUGAUAAAAAGUCUUUUGAGACGUGAACAAGAGAGGUUAACAGCCAAUCAAAUUUUACAACAUCCUUGGUUAAGGAACAUUCAAAGGUUGGGGUUUGUCCAUAGGGUCAGUCCAAAAAACACCGACCAGACAGUACCAGAUGCAGUCGUCCCAGAUGAAGACUUUGACUUCUGCCUUUGAAUCGGGAACACUCUGCUCCUCAAAUGGAGAAAGAUGUCAACUCUGCAUAUCCACUACUGAGCCCACGUGUCAUGUUGUGAAUUCAAAAAUCAGAAAUCUAUAUCCCCUCUCACUAACUCUCACUACACCCCCUCCCCCGCCCCCUACCCCCCUCCCAACCAAUCGUCUUGACCUGUGGCCACUUCAGAAAGGAGUGACUUUAGGUUAUUAGCGCACAAGUGUGAUGGUGGAACUGUGAAGAGCUUGAGUUGAAGUGACUGCCUUGCUGAAUGGUGUUGAUUGCCUCCAUGGGUGGAAGGUGACUGUCGGUUUCUUCUAGCAAGAUGUCUGUGAUACAUUGGAAGUGCUGAGCUCAACUUCAUCUUAACCUGGGUACUUGUGCACGAAGAAACAGCCGCCGCCUCCACCACCCUUGCAUUUGGUUAGAGUCUUUUCACCUGUUCUCUGCGGAUCAGCAUACAAGCGAAGCUUGUGACGUCCGAACUGUGAAAUGUACCAAUUGGAAUCAUAUCCAUCUGUCGCCAUUGUUUCACCCUGCCAUCAAGAACAAUUCAUGUCUGAUUGGAGCAAGUAAUAUCCAAGAUGAACUGUCCCCUUGUUCUACACGUACAUGUCGUUAAUCUCCAGAUUACCAACAUACCAGCAAUACUUGAUCCCAAAGAACCAGCUCUUCCGAAGAGUUGUGGUUCUUGAAUUGUAGUUUAAUACAUGUAUUUGUACAAUGAUCAGCAGAUCCAGGUCGUCUUAUCUUGAAACUGACAUUUGUUGCUCAUUGACUAAGUAAUACCUGGUCUUAGCGAAAGCGAGUGAGGUAAGGCAGAGAAGACUGUAUUUAAUUUAUUGUGGAAAGUCUGUAAAUGAAUACGAAGUGCUAUGUACAUGUGUCUGUAUGAUAGUAAUUUAAGAAGUUAGACCAGGUUAGGUCGAGACUAAUGUAUGUUGUUUAAGUAGACGGUUAAACUAUCAAGAAAAAGUGUAAUUCACAAUCAUUGAAGUACCGUUAGUAGUUAAAUCUACCUGUAGGUACUGAAAGACUCCGGAGUCCGGAUCGGUUUGGCUAGGGUACCGGUGUACUGAGGUUCAGACCAUCGUCAGUGUAGACGUAGUGGAGUUGGGUGAACCCGUUAAUUUCAUGUAAUCAUGGAAAGAAAAUCGCCAUGAAAGCUGAGUAAAGGGGUAGAAAUACGCCCUAUUUCAAGAGACCCGAAAAUUCAAAGUCUGAAAACUUGAAAAUGCAACGCUCUGUAUGUGCAAAUGCCAGUAUUUCUUUAACACCAAGGAAAGACAAAAUCCAUCUUAUCGACUAGUUGAUCGAUAUUAAUGUGUUGUUUUAAUUUCCUCACAUCUAUAUCCUGUUGGUAAAUAGAGAUAAUAUAAUGAUUUAUUUUCUAAUUAUUGUUGUGCCCUAUUCAGUGUUACUUACUGUUAUCCAAACCAACGUGGAAAGCAGCACCUAUUGAAUAAAAGAUGAAAGAGGUGAGAACACACCUAGGAGUUCAAAGGUUA
Liolophura sinensis is the source of this 3741-nucleotide messenger RNA. Its product is annotated as tribbles homolog 2-like. NCBI's taxonomy places the organism in Eukaryota, Metazoa, Mollusca, Polyplacophora, Chitonida, Chitonidae. Gene Ontology annotation, cellular component: nucleus. Gene Ontology annotation, molecular function: mitogen-activated protein kinase kinase binding; protein kinase activity; ATP binding. The record is from RefSeq and is a predicted model, not a curated record. Gene Ontology annotation, biological process: protein phosphorylation; regulation of MAP kinase activity; positive regulation of proteasomal ubiquitin-dependent protein catabolic process.